CCAAGCACAACACAGCGCCAUUUCCCUUCGUGCUGUGUGUGUGUCAGGAAAUAGGUCACAAGACUGAGGAGAAAUAUAGAAACAAUCUUAACCAGAACUACUGAUUUAAUUCACCAAUCUCCGGGCUCCCAUCACAGCGACUGAGAGCAAAUGUCUGUGGUCGGUGGGCCCGCUCGGAUGAAGUAUUGUAGCGCAGGCCCGGGUUGAUGUGCUAUUUGUUUUGCCUUUUAAACUGCGACUUAAGAAGAAAUCAGCAGAAUGAAAAGAGGGCAACGGGGAGGAGAACAGCAGCAGGAGGAGGGCGGCGGCGGCUCCGGCCCUGGGUCCCCCGAAUCCUUCAAGCGGCUCCGCAGAGGGAGCUCUGAGAAAGCUGUGCAGGGGAGCUUUGGGCUGGAUGCCACGGCUGAAUGGGGCUGCCUGCCCCAGGAGAUCCUGCUGCAGAUUUUCCAGUACCUGCCGCUGCUGGAUCGGGCGUUUGCCUCACAGGUGUGCAAGGGCUGGAACCAGGCCUUCCACAUGCCUGAGCUCUGGAGGUGCUUCGAGUUUGAGCUCAACCAGCCGGCAAGCUCCUACCUGAAAGCCACGCACCCGGACCUAAUCAAACAGAUUAUCACGAGGCACUCCAACCACCUGCAGUACGUCAGCUUCAAGGUGGACAGUAGCACAGAGUCUGCAGAGGCAGCCUGUGAUAUCCUGUCUCAGCUGGUUAAUUGCUCACUGAAAACCCUUGGGCUCAUCUCCACGGCACGACCCAGCUUCAUGGAACUGCCUAAGUCUCAUUUCAUCUCAGCACUGACGGUGGUGUUUGUAAACUCCAAGUCCCUGUCCUCAUUGAAGAUUGAUGACACGCCAGUAGAUGACCCAUCACUCAAAGUGCUUGUGGCCAACAACAGCGACACCCUCAAGCUACUGAAGAUGAGCAGCUGUCCUCAUGUCUCGCCCGCAGGGAUCCUGUGCGUGGCGGACCAGUGCCACGGCCUGCGUGAGCUCGCCCUCAACUACCACCUGCUGAGCGACGACCUGCUGCUGGCGCUCUCCUCCGAGCGCCACGUGCACCUGGAGCACCUGCGCAUUGACGUGGUGAGUGAGAACCCGGGCCAGCAGUUCCACACCAUCAAGAAGAGCAGCUGGGAGGCCAUGGUGCGCCACUCGCCCAAGUUCAACCUGGUCAUGUACUUCUUCCUCUACGAGGACGAGUUCGGGCCGUUCUUCCGCGACGACGUGCCCGUCACGCACCUCUACUUCGGCCGCUCCGUCAGCAAGGAGGUGCUGGGCCGCGUGGGGCUGACCUGCGCGCGCCUGGUCGAGCUGGUGGUGUGCGCCAAUGGGCUCCGGCCCCUGGACGAGGAGCUGAUCCGCAUCGCAGAGCGCUGCCAGCACCUGUCGGCCAUCGGCCUGGGCGAGUGCGAGGUGUCCUGCAGCGCCUUCGUGGAGUUCGUCAGGAUGUGCGGGCGGCGCCUCUCGCAGCUCUCCAUCAUGGAGGAGGUGCUCGUGCCCGACCACAAGUACGGCCUCGACGACAUCCACUGGGAGGUAUCCAAGCACCUGGGCCGCGUCUGGUUCCCAGACAUGAUGCCCACCUGGUAGGGUACCGCUCAGCUCACAAACGCGACUACCCCUCACCCUCCUCCUUACCCGACACGUUCACGCCUUCAGAAAGCUCUGUUUCCUGUGUUUACUGGGAAUAAAUCGUCCAGAUUUCAGUGUGGACUCAAACAGAAGCACGCCUCUGUUGUAUAUCGUCAUUUAAAGACUCUGAAGGUUUAGUCUCUGCAAAGCACUCUCCCCUGGCCUUUCUCGCUAACCUUUGACCAGACCGUGUUUUUGUGUUUAUAUAUACAUCUUUGCGUGUGUUUUUUCCUGCAUGCUUUAUGCAGUCCUCUUGUUUUGUUCUUCAGCUGAAACGACGUGUCGGACACGGACGCGGUGUUAAUUACACGUUCAGAGCUCCACAUUAAGAGGAGUCUCCCAGACAAACUACUUUUCACUCAUCUUUAUACUUUAGCAUCUCCUUACUGAUUUCUGCGGCUUUAGAUUUUCGUAUACAUUACUGUUUCCAAAAAAGACACAUUCACAAACGUUCGUUGAAUUUCAAAGUGAAGGAGUAUAGCCUAGAAAUUCAUACCAGGUGAUUAUUUAUAUCAGCUAUAGUGAUGCAGCUUAAGCACUUUUGACUUAACCGAAUGAAGUAUCAAGUUAUUGUGUGUGGGACUGUAGAAAUUAAUCAUUAGAGAAUAUAUAUAGUAGUGGAAAUAAAUGUUCAGGGCUAGUGGCUAUUUUUGGAGCACCGAGAACCUAGUGCCGCAACAAUCAAUGUCAUCAGCAUUAUCAACAGGGAAAAGAUUACUGAAUAAUCCAUGUGUCAUUUGUUUAAGAAAACACAAUGCUGCUUUGUGAAAAUGGCGUGACUUAAAUCCGCAUCAUUCGCGCAGCUCGGUAAAAGGUAUGUGCCAGAUUUUACCCGAUACUGCUAGCUAGAAGCACAGUCCCGCUCUCUUCACAUGCAGUGACCUACGGCGUUUGGAAGCCUUUGUUUUCUCUGAAAGGGUUCUCACACUGUUGUCUCCUGAUGGGGGGGGGUACUGAGAAUCCCACCACGGGGGGCUGUUGCGUCAGGGGCUUUUACUUUUGAUGUUCAAAAGUAGGACGUCAUCUUAGUUUGAGGAGUAUGUUGUUGCUAGUUAGUGCUGGUUUUAAAACCUAUAUUGCAGCACCAUUCCAACUAAUACUCUGUUGCCAAAUUUCAUGUGCAUACUUUUACCAAAGUCUCAGUAAAACAAACAACUACACAAAAAGGCCAGACGGUUUAACCAGUUACCGGUGAGAGAAAGGGCUUUUUGUCAUAAAAGAAUGAUCUCUUACACACACACACACACACACACCUGCGGUCAGAGACCCAACACUGAUAACAGUCCUGUGGUCAGAGACCCAACACUGAUAAUCUUGGUUUAAAUUAAGUGUACAUAUACACUGUUCUCUUUAAAUAACUGGAAUGUGCGAUUGCUAUUGUUUUGGCUCUGCAGUCUAGUAUAUUGGAUUUAAAACAGAACUGAUUAAAAGGUUAAUGCGCAGGAGUCCUCUUUAGAAUAUUUGAGAAUAUUUGCAUAUAUAUUGAAUGAACCAAACAGGAAUUUCAGCCCUGCUGACUCCCCCUGGUUCAGGGAAGCGUAAUUAAUUUGACAGUUGGCUGCUUAAUUGUUUCUUGACCAGUUGGCUUCUGUCGCAUCAUUAAUUUGUAUUCGAGCGAUAACAAACUAGAGCGAUGCAGAGCAGUCUCGAGAGAAAAACAGUCUACCGUUAAUUCAAGACGUGGCUGUUGGGUUUGGAGUCUCGCUGCUGUCUCGGUGUGAGGAAGAACUAGGCGUCAGUGUCAUGAGGCUGAAGAAAACUUUAGUUCGUGAAGCAAAACUGUCAAACAGAUGGAGGAUCCACUGUGCAGAGUGUGGAAUGCACUGGAAUGAUCUAAAAGUGUAACACAAAAUGCAAAAUCCAUUAAGAGAAUCACUGAAAAGUCAGGAAGAGAAAGGUCAGCUGAUUUUAUGAAAAAAAGCCAUUGGACCGAAGAUCUUUUAUGGACAGGUGAGAUAAAUAUUAACCUGUGAGGAAAGUGUACAGGGGGCCAGAUCACCAGUAAAUCACCGGUCAGACACGGCAGACUCGUGCAGAACCUGUCAGUAAAGCGUUUCGGCGUUCUUACCAGCGGCGCGUCCUUGACCGGCCUGUUAACCAUCAGCAGGGCGAAUGUGCAGCGCUUGGCGUCUGUGGUUCACAGGUCCCCUCUGACUGCAGUCACCUUAUCCCCACCCCAACGCAAUGGAGCACAGCGCCAAAAUAACGGUGCUGCUUCCCUCUUGUUUCUGAAUGUUAAGGAAAAGCACUUUGGGAAAGUUGUGUGUAAUUGAGAAGCUGAUUGCAACUAAUGGUGGAAUGCUGGUUUACCGGGUUACUAAGACCCAUAAUGCAACUAUCUGCCUGCUGUGUUUGGUAAAUACAUUCAUCAGGCUUGCUCUAGAUCUGCUUACGACUACUGUUGUCUUUGGGGAAGGGCCACUUAAAUUUUCUAACUCUAAAUUAGUAAGAAGUUGGUGACCAGUGAUUUGACCUAUGUAAAGAAAAAAACCUGCACUUUAAGAAACAUACUAACUUUUGUGCUGUGUGUGAAUAUCUUGUUUGUAGGAGAGAGGGGACAGAAUUGGUACUUUCUGGUUGCUAUUUUAGUAUACAGCAGCAGGGGGUGCUGUGGAUGCAGACCUUUUUGUCUUCGUGUCCUUACCUAACAUUCUGACUGAAAUCUUAUGUAAUUUAUUUGGAAAGCUUUUGUGUUUUGUGUGUAGUUUCAAAAUGACGCUCAUAGAUCGUCUACAACAGCUGCACCAGAACUAACUAAUGUAACUAAUGCUAACUAAUGUACAUUCACUGUUUAAAAUGGUAACUAAUGUACAUUUACAGUUUAUCACAGGUAACUAAUGUGCUUUCAUAGUUCAUUGCAGGUAGCUACUAUGCAUUCAUAGUGCAUUGUAGAUAUUUAAUGUUCCUUUGUGGAUUUGCUUCUCUCUCUCUCACUCUCUCUCACACACACACACACACACACACACCCACCAACAAACUAUGCGGUAAUAUUCAGAACUUCACACUGUAUUAAAGCAUGGUUAGAGGUACACUGUCCAUUACAAAUUAACACCAAUAAUGCAUUAUCUCCACUUUUCUGAAUUGUUCACGGUUCCUAAAUACAAACCUGGUUUGUGCUAAAUUAACCUUUUCUUUGGAUUUGAAUCUGGGCCUGAUUUUGAGUCAAACAGUAUUUGAUAAACAAACCUGUACCUGUUUUUUCCUGGUCAAAUAUAACAUGAUCUAUGAAUACUGUGUGGUUAGCCCCAUAAAUGUAUAUUUUAAUUUUACUACGUAUCUUGUGCACCUUCUUAAAUCAAUGCACCUCUCCCCCUCUGUACAGUUUCAUUAUGAAAGUAAUUAGAGAUGAAUAUUCCUUUUAAAUAGCUUACCCUGCACUUUAUAUAGAAUUGUAUUCCAUAAAUGUACAUAAAAGUAUAAGAAAUGUAUGAAUAUUUCUAAUAUUUUCCCUUGCAGUAAAUUAGUAGUUCUGUGUGAGUUUAGUCUACAAAGCUGCACUUUUGAACUUUCUCACAUCGCUGGCUUCAGAUUAAUGACUGCUUUUCUGUAUAUUUACUUAGUUUUAACCAGAAAAAAAGACAUCCAAUGUCCUGGAAAUGUUUUUUGUUGUCAUUUUGGAAUAAAUCUUUGUGAAUGUAA
This is a messenger RNA of Electrophorus electricus (electric eel), 5268 nucleotides long. It is a transcript of the gene fbxl3b, whose product is annotated as F-box and leucine-rich repeat protein 3b. The record is from RefSeq and is a predicted model, not a curated record. NCBI's taxonomy places the organism in Eukaryota, Metazoa, Chordata, Actinopteri, Gymnotiformes, Gymnotidae. Gene Ontology annotation, molecular function: protein binding. Gene Ontology annotation, cellular component: mitochondrion.